Penaeus monodon (black tiger shrimp) is the source of this 2808-nucleotide messenger RNA. Its product is annotated as nascent polypeptide-associated complex subunit alpha, muscle-specific form-like. Gene Ontology annotation, molecular function: serine-type endopeptidase activity. The transcript has 10 exons. The record is from RefSeq and is a predicted model, not a curated record. Bases 1 to 2229 code for a protein of 742 amino acids. Lineage: Eukaryota; Metazoa; Arthropoda; Malacostraca; Decapoda; Penaeidae. Gene Ontology annotation, biological process: proteolysis.
AUGCGGAAGUCUGCCUGUUCUCUAGGCUUUUUAGAAUCCAAACUGUCACAGGUACGAGUUAUGAUGACUUUUGUGAACAAUAUAAAAAGUUGUACAGGACCUCAGUCGAUUACUCAGCCAGACUUUGAGUGCGGCGCAGUCCCGUCUCCAGCGCGCAUGGGUGUCCCGCUGCCAGCAGAAGCGCGUCCUGCGAGCCGGAAUGUUCGCUUCGAGGUAGUCAGGUCGGCGAGGAGGCUCAGCGGGGACAAAUGGCGGCAGAAGAAGAGGCGCCUCCAAGCGGAAAGGCAGAGCGAGGACUGCGCCGAGUCCACCACACCCCCUCCACCCCCUUCCACCACCACCCCUUCCACAACCAGCUCAACAAUUCCAACGACUUUACCUGUGGAGGAAUCAACGGCAUUGGUGAAAAGGAAAAAGAAAAAGAAGAAAAAAAACAGGCGGGGGAGGGAAGGUCGGCAAGAUGGCGGCGAGUGCAUCGUAAUUGUGCCCAAUCCUGAAUGCAACCUCACGACCACCAUGUCCACGACCACCGCCACGACGACCACCAGUGAAGCUGAAACUGUGCCUCCAGAAGUAGUCCAGGGAACCGCCGCCGCACUGAUCGCCAUCUUCGCGUCAGUCCCCGUCGUCGCUGCAAUCGUCGGGGCCAGCUCGAGCUCCGCGGCUGCAGCGGCCGCCGCGGGAGCUGGAGGAAGUGGGGUAGGAGGGCAGGGAGGCCAAAGCAGCCCGGCUCAGUCGUCGCAGCAAUCCGUUCAACAGCCUCCUACACAAAUGCAGCCUCCUCCUCCUCCACCGCCCCCGCCGCCGCCGCCGCCGCCGCCGCCACCACCACCACCACCACCACCGCCACCACCGCCACCACCGCCACCACCGCCGCCACCACCACCACCACCACUGUUUCCAGUUUCUCCUCUGCCCCCACCUGCGGUUCCCCCUCCACCUGUGGUUCCGCCAUCCUUCAACAGAGCUGCAGCGAAGUCUCUGGUGCCAAACUGUGACUCCAACGGAUACAUGCAAGUUGUAACCGAACUGCAGACCCUUGUUGCAGGUCACACAGGGAGACUCUUGGACCCUGUGGCGUUUAUGCUCGUGGAGGCGAUCUUCUUCUGUAAGUUUGGAUCAGGACAGAAUCCUCCUCCCUCCGCCCUCAAUAUCUUCGCAGGGGGAGGGCCUGCCGACCUCCCUCUCCCUAAUACUUAUCCAGGUCUUAGUUAUCCGGGCUUGUUUCUCCACGACAACACGACCUCCCCCUCAGUGCCCGAAGCAACACCACCUUAUGUCGGCGCCGAAGCAACUGUCGAGGGUGGUGGUGGCGGGGAAUCUCCUGAAGAAACCACGGAGGGAAUGAUGCCUCCUGUAGAUGUAACGGAUAUUCCUGAAGUGGUAACUGUGGAUGACGAAGGAGAGGACGAGGAGAAGGAAGAGGAAUCCGAUUACGUUACCGACGACGUUGAAGGCCCAAAACUUGUGACGAAGGGAAACGACCGGAACAGGUUCUUCUGCGGAGGCGCCCUUAUCACGGCGAAGCACAUCCUCACCGCCGCUCACUGUGUCACUCUCUCCAAACCCGAAGUGAUCCGCCUGGGCGAGCGGGACUUCACGCGGAGCACCGAGUCGCAGGCCUUCGACUACCCGGUCCAGAGAGUCGUCAUUCACCCGCAAUACAACCUCCUCUUCAACUACUUCGACAUCGCUGUGAUUGAACUUAGAAAUGAGGUGAGGUUCAAUGCCCUUGUGCAGCCUUACUGCCUGCCUGGCUCCACGCUGAUGCUAGAUGGUCGCACCUGCACCGUCUCGGGUUGGGGGUCGCGACCCAACGAAUUCGCAGCGACACUGCUCACGAGCCUGGAAGUCGACGUCAAGCCUCUGGAGGAGUGCAAUGCCCUGUAUGCCGAGGCGGGGAGUGUCUUCAAGACCAGCUACCCGCAGGGGCUGGACGCCACUCUGCUCUGCGCCGGCGGGGGCACCGGCGAGGACGUGUGCAGGGGCGACUCAGGCGGGCCGCUGGUGCUGGGUGUGGAUGGGCGCGAGACGGAUGUCGGUGUGGUGAGCGCGGGGCUCGGCUGUGGCGACCCUCGGUUCCCCGGCAUCUACACCCGCGUCGAUGCCUUCCUCGACUGGCUGGACCUCACGGUGUAUGGUUCGUGCGCUCGGGCGUCCUUCUUGGCACUGCAAGGAGGGGUGGCCGCAGGGAACGACACGGAGGGUGGGGCGCCUGCGGCACUCUGACGAUGAGGACAUGGUAAGGAGCUGCCACCACACCCAAGGAUUUAGAUUUGAAUGGAACCCCGAGAAAACCCAAUUUUGAUUUGAGUAGUAUGAUUUAACGGUCGUAUGACUCGUGGGGUGGAUUGACUUUACUCCUCUCCUGAGUGUGCCGAAGAUACAACGGUCGUAAAAAAGGUUUUAACCAUUUUUUUAAUUCUUUAAUCAUAUAAGAAUAAACAAGUGGGAUAUCACAAUGUCAAUCUUUGUAAUAAACAAUAUAACGAAUAUAAGGAAUAUUAUAUACUAGCUUUAUUCUAAAUUUAAUUUUAACCCUCCCAUCUGUUAAUUAUAAAUGACUCAUCAUAGGGAUAAAUAAGAUAAAAAACGUGAGACGGAAUCGAGAAAGUCACUCCAGCUCCCCUAUAUUUUUCGUUAUUUUCUACACUUCUUUCACGAUUCUCCUUUUCUACCCAUUUCCUUGAUCUAUUGUGCCUUUCUCAAUUAAUUCUUUGACUCUUUCGGAACUGUCUCCUGUGAUAAAUUCCCUUGUCUCCACGCCAAGAGAGAGAGAGAGAUAGAGAGAGAGAGAGAGAAAGAGGA